AUGGGCCUCAGCAAGAUCGGCGCGCUCGUCGCUGCCCUGGCCGCUGCCAGCCAGGUCGCGGCUCACGGCUUCGUCAGCGAUGUGAUCAUCAACGGCGUCAAGUACAAGAACUACGACCCUACCAGUGACUGGUACCAGGCCCCGGCCAACCGUCCCAUCCGUGCCGGCUGGACCGCCGAGCAGGAGGAUCUCGGCUUCGUUGCCCCCAACGCCUACGGCACACCCGAUAUCAUCUGCCACCGACAAGCCACCCCCGGCAAGGGCCACAUCCGCGUCGCUGCUGGCGAUGUCGUCACCCUCCAGUGGAACACCUGGCCCGAGUCCCACAAGGGUCCUGUCUUCGACCACCUCGCCAACUGCAACGGCCCCUGCGAGUCGGUCAACAAGAACGACCUCCGGUUCUUCAAGAUUGACGGUGCUGGUCUCACGACCGCCCCCUCGACCUACGCUGGUGAUGUUCUCAUCCAGAACAAGAACCAGUGGUCCGUCCGUAUCCCAGCCAACAUUGCGGCCGGCAACUAUGUUCUCCGUCACGAGAUUCUCGCCCUCCACUCCGCCGCCCAGGCCAACGGCGCCCAGUCCUACCCCCAGUGCAUCAACCUCGAGAUCACCGGCUCCGGCACCUCCAAGCCCGCCGGCACCGCCGGUACCUCCCUCCUCUCCUCCACCGAGGCCGGCGUCAACUGGAACGUCUGGGUCCCCGCCACCUCCUACCCCGUCCCCGGCGGCCCCAUCGUCGAGGGUGGCGUCAGCCAGAUCCCUCAGUCCGCCGUCACCGCCACGGCCACCGGCACCGUCACCCCCGCCGGCCAGACCGGCCCCGCCCCCACCGUCGCGCCCCCUACCGUCCCUCCUCCCGUCACCACCACCGCUGCCGCGCCGACCACCCUCCGCACCACCACCGUCGCCGCCCCUCCUCCCCAGACGACGCAGCCCUCCAACGGCGCCACCGCACCCGUGUGGGGCCAGUGCGGCGGCCAGGGCUGGACCGGACCUACUGCUUGCGCGGCGGGCAACCGCUGCAACGUCCAGAACGCAUACUACUCGCAGUGCGUGCCCAACUAA
Molecule: messenger RNA, 1065 nt
Organism: Verticillium dahliae VdLs.17
Lineage: Eukaryota; Fungi; Ascomycota; Sordariomycetes; Glomerellales; Plectosphaerellaceae
Product: endoglucanase-4
Exons: 2
Coding region: 1-1065 (354 amino acids)
Biological process (GO): carbohydrate metabolic process
Cellular component (GO): extracellular region
Molecular function (GO): cellulose binding
Source: RefSeq, a predicted model, not a curated record